AUGCCCUUCCACCCCUCCUCCCUCCCAGAUCUCACCGGCCGCACGUAUAUCGUAACCGGCGCGACUUCCGGCAUCGGCUUCUUCACCGCAUCCCACCUCGCCUCCCACGGCGCCCACGUCUACAUCUGCGCGCGUACCGCCUCAAAAGGUGCUACUACCACCUCCCUCAUAAAAUCCACGCACCCCACCGCAAAUCUCAGCGUCCUAGUCCUGGACCACACGCGCCUAUCCAGCGUCGUGGCCGGCGCGCAAGACUUCUUGUCUAAAGAAACGGCACUACAUGGACUGGUCAAUAACGCGGGUAUCAUGGCGACGCCGUACAGCAUCACAGAGGAUGGGUACGAGGAGCAGUGGCAGGUGAAUUAUCUCGCGCAUUGGGUGUUGACGGCUUGGUUGAUGCCGGUUAUGCGGGAGACGGCGAGGGCGAGUGAGAGGGGCGUUGUGCGGAUUGUUAAUUUGUCAUCGUAUGGGCAUCAUUCGGCGCCGGGUGGGGGGAUUGAUUUUGAGGACACGAGUCUCAAGAGCACGAGUAAUAUGGCAAGGUAUGGGCAGUCGAAGUUGGCGAAUGUACUGCAUGUGAAGACGUUGCAUGGAUUGUAUGGGCCGGGGUCGGAGGGCGAGGGGGAGGGUGAGGUGUGGGUUUCGGCGGUACAUCCGGGACUUGUGAGUACGAGUCUGGAUAAGAAGGCUGAGCUGCCAGGUUUUGUUAGGUUCUUGAUCGCGCCGUACCGAUGGAUUGGAGGGUUUGUUGAUGCGGAUAAGGGGUCUUGGACCAGCUUGUUCUGUGCUGCGGCGAAGGAGAUGAAGCGCGAGGAUUGUGGGAAGUACUGGCAGAGACUUGCGGAUCCGAAUGGGUGGCAGAGUAGUGCGGCGAAAGACUUGGAACUCGCGGAGAGGUUGGAGGAGUGGACGAAGAAGGAAAUGACAAAAGGGGGGUGGUUAGUUGAUGAUGGAAAGGCAAGUGCGCAAUUAUGA
Molecule: messenger RNA, 975 nt
Organism: Parastagonospora nodorum SN15
Lineage: Eukaryota; Fungi; Ascomycota; Dothideomycetes; Pleosporales; Phaeosphaeriaceae
Exons: 1
Coding region: 1-975 (324 amino acids)
Source: RefSeq, a predicted model, not a curated record